UGCUUCUGGUGGUACUUUCUCAGUGUUCCGAGCGGUCUUACAGUGGAGGCCAGGGAAAGCGCCAUGGAACACGUGACGGAGGGUGCCUGGGAGUCGCUGCAGGUGCCGCUGCAUCCUCGGGUGCUGGGCGCACUGCGCGAAUUGGGCUUCCCUCACAUGACGCCGGUGCAGUCUGCCACCAUCCCUCUGUUCAUGAAAAACAAAGAUGUUGCUGCGGAGGCUGUGACAGGUAGUGGGAAAACCCUGGCCUUUGUCAUCCCCAUUGUGGAGAUUCUUCUGAGAAGGGAGGAGAAGUUAAAGAAGAGCCAGGUCGGAGCCAUCAUCAUCACUCCCACUAGGGAGCUGGCCAUUCAGAUUGACGAGGUCCUUUCGCACUUCACAAAGCACUUCCCGCAGUUCAGUCAGAUCUUGUGGAUCGGAGGCCGGAAUCCUGGAGAAGAUGUGGAGAGGUUCAAGCAGCAUGGUGGGAACAUCAUUGUGGCAACCCCUGGCCGCCUGGAGGACAUGUUCCGGAGGAAGGCUGAGGGUCUGGACCUGGCCAGCUGUGUGAGAAGCUUGGAUGUCCUGGUGCUGGAUGAGGCAGACAGACUUCUUGACAUGGGCUUUGAAGCAAGCAUAAACACCAUCCUGGAGUUCUUGCCAAAGCAGAGAAGAACAGGCCUUUUCUCAGCCACGCAGACACAGGAAGUGGAGAACUUGGUGCGAGCGGGCCUCCGGAACCCUGUCCGAAUCUCUGUGAAGGAGAAAGGCGUGGCAGCCAGCAGUACCCAGAAGACCCCAUCCCGCCUGGAGAACCAUUACAUGAUAUGUAAGGCAGAUGAGAAAUUCAAUCAGCUGGUCCAUUUCCUUCGGAACCAUCAGCAGGAGAAGCACCUGGUCUUCUUCAGCACGUGCGCGUGUGUGGAGUACUACGGGAAGGCCCUGGAGGCACUGCUGAAGAGAGCCAAGAUCCUGUGCAUCCACGGGAAGAUGAAGUACAAGCGCAAUAAGAUCUUCAUGGAGUUCCGCAAGCUGCAGAGUGGGAUCCUGGUGUGCACGGAUGUAAUGGCCCGGGGAAUUGAUAUUCCUGAAGUUAACUGGGUUUUACAGUACGACCCUCCCAGCAAUGCCAGUGCCUUUGUGCAUCGCUGUGGACGCACAGCCCGGAUAGGCCACGGCGGCAGCGCUCUGGUGUUCCUACUGCCGAUGGAGGAGGCGUACAUCAACUUCCUGGCCAUUAACCAGAAAUGCCCCCUGCAGGAGAUGAGCCUCCAGAGAAACACAGUAGACCUUCUGCCAAAGCUCCGGGCCAUGGCCAUGGCCGACAGGGCAGUGUUCGAGAAGGGCAUGAAAGCCUUCGUGUCCUUCGUCCAGGCUUAUGCAAAGCACGAGUGCAGCCUCAUCUUCAGGCUGAAGGAUCUCGACUUUGCGAGCCUUGCUCGAGGGUUUGCUCUGCUAAGGAUGCCCAAGAUGCCAGAACUGAGGGGGAAGCAGUUUCCAGAUUUUGUGCCCACAGACGUCGAUACUGACAUGAUUCCAUUUAAAGAUAAAAUUAGAGAAAAACAGAGGCAGAAACUUUUGGAGCAAAAAAGAAAAGAGAGGACAGAAAAUGAAGGGAGAAGAAAGUUCAUCAAAAAUAAAGCUUGGUCGAAGCAGAAGGCCAAGAAGGAGAGGAAGAAGAAGAUGAAUGCGAAGAGGAAAAAGGAUGAGGGUUCGGAUAUCGAUGACGAGGACAUGCAGGAACUCCUUAAUGAUACAAGGCUCUUGAAAAAGUUUAAGAAAGGUAAGAUCACAGAAGAAGAAUUUGAGAAGGGGUUGCUGACAAGCACCAAAAGAACAGUCCCACUGACAGACUUAGGGGUCUCAGACUUGGAAGAGGACGGCUGACCUCAGCCUCAGGUGAAGGCUAUUAUGCCACCACCCACACUCCUGCCCUUUCCGGAAGACUGUUCUGGAAAGCUGCCUGCGCUGACGGGGAAACACCAAAGAACUGUACACCCACGAGCACUACAGUCCUACCAGAGUCUCACAGAACUGUUUCGUUAUUUGAAUGGAUAUCUGUACUUUAUAACAGAUGUCAGUAUUGAUUUUGAUUGUGCUUUUUCUGGUGUAAUUUUGUACUUUAUAUUAGACUUAAAAUUUUCAUAUAUAUGAAAUAUUUUAUAUGAAUAUGAAUAUAUAUAUACUUAUUUUAAAUUAUUACCUUUUAAAAACAGAUACUGUAGUACACUUGAUUUUAGGCCUUGUAAAAUUUCUAAGUAUUCCCAGUCAGAUGACCUCCCCUUCCUUCCUCCCACCCAAAUGUGGCAUGUCCUGUGCAGGCCUGUCUGGAGCACCUGCAGAUUCAGAGGCGGCUAUGCACAGUGGGUUCUAGGUUCCUUCUUUCCUUUGCAAUAGGGGCUACACUAUGUAGUCGAGGAUGAUUUCAGAACGAUCCUCCUGCCUCAGGCUCUGUGUGCUGGGGUUACAGGCUGCGCCACCACACCCGACUAGAGUGAGGACAUUUUAGUAUUGACUCUGGUGCUAUCUUACUGGCAGAUAGAUGUCAGCCAGGGAUGGAAUUCUGUCCUGAGACAAUGCUGCUAGGCUGUUUGUGGUGUUCCGCACAACUGUGCUUAUAGUUUCUGGCCUGGGGCUCCUGGUACUGAUGCAAUAACCAUAUUCAAAUCGUUCAUAUAAUUUAUUUUAAAAGAUCCUGAUCUGUUCCCAUGUUUAAUUUACAAAAGCUGUUGGGGACUUAAUCAUAUUUAAAGUAAACUACUUUAUAGACAGAGGUUAGGUCCAGACAUUCUGUAAGCAGCAUCCUGGAAGGCAUUGGUGUUUUCCUGUCUGGCCUGACCCUGCUGAGGAGGUGCAGCCAGCAGUGUCUCCUGCCUUGUCUGUAAGGCGCCACGAUGUGUUCUCAGUGGUCGCCACCGCAGAGCGGCCUGCGUCACUUUCACUGAUUGAGAAGAGGGUCCCCACUCGUGUGCUGUCUUUCCUUGGUUUGCAGCCAGUCACCUAACUGUACUUCCGCAGACAGUGGGUUUCUGAAACCAGAAGGAUGCUUCAGCUUGGUUCUAUAACUGGGAACAGGUUUCAGAUGUGACAGAGCUGAGUUGAAAGGAUUCGCCAGGACUUCCGACACGAACCGAUUCAGUUUGGAGCCGGCUGGCUCACCCUUGCACACGUGCUCCCUGCAAGCUGGCAGGAGGGAACUCUGCUCACAGGUACAGCUUGAUGAGCUCAUCACUUACAGCAGAUGGCGUCAGCACGCCCAGGUCCGUAAACAGCAGGGUGAUCAAGGACGGGGAAGUAUAGUCGACCCACGGGUGUUCCUCUUUGAGGUCCUGCCCAGUCUGCACAGACUUGAGAGUGUCUGCCUUGUACUGAGGAGGGAAGAACUUGUAUUAGUUGGGUUGGCCUCGUAUUCAGGCUCUCUACUGCUGAGGCUGUAGUUUGAGCACAAAGUGAGCUCACGUCAGGACUGCCCCCAUGUCGGGAAACUGGCUGUGUGGCAGGCUAGGAGGGACAGUACUCACAGGAUCCCAUCCCAUCCCAGAUAAGCAAAUCUACACUGAAAGGGCCUGACCAAGGUCAUGUUUUAUAAAAACAGGUGGGAAUGAAGAUGAGUUGAUUCUAAGGCUGGGGUUCCACCACCAGCCACACAGUAUGGUGCUAUUUCAUUUGUAUUUUAAUAAAUAAAGCUUGCCUGAAGAUUAGAGACUAAAA
Molecule: messenger RNA, 3690 nt
Organism: Arvicola amphibius (Eurasian water vole)
Lineage: Eukaryota; Metazoa; Chordata; Mammalia; Rodentia; Cricetidae
Gene: Ddx55
Product: DEAD-box helicase 55
Exons: 14
Coding region: 64-1866 (600 amino acids)
Cellular component (GO): nucleolus
Molecular function (GO): ATP binding; nucleic acid binding; RNA helicase activity
Source: RefSeq, a predicted model, not a curated record